AUGUUUUUCCUUUCUUUUUCUCAUUUUGUGCUUUCUCUUUCUUCUUUUCAUAUUUUUUCAUUUUCUGUCUAUCUUUUUUCUUUUCUAUCUCUUUUAAUAUUAUCACUCGUCUAUUUUUCUCAUUGUUCGUUUUUUCCCUUCCUUAAUAUUUCCUCGCUUUUUUCUAUUUUUCCUUUUCCUUCACUUAAUAUUUUCUCUCUUUCUUUUUCUCUUUUUUUUCUAUUCCCUUUCUUGAGAUUUUCUCUUUUUCUUUUUUCCUUUGGUUUUUCUCUCUAUCUUUUUCUCUCUUUUUUCACUUCCUCUUUUUCCCUUUUUCCUUUUCCUUUUCUUAAUAUUUUCGCUCUUUCAUCUUUUUCUUUUUCCUUUAUAUUUUCUCUCUUUCUUUUUCUCUUAUUUCUUUUCCCUCUCUUAAUAUUUUAUCUCUCUCUUUUCGCCUUUUUCCUUUAUAUUUUCUUCCAUUUUUUGUACCUUUUCCCUCUAUUAAUAUUUUCUCUUUCUUUUUCUUUUAUUCCUUUUCCCUCUAUUAAUAUUUUCUCUCUUUCUUUUUCUCUUUUCCUUUUCACCCUCUUUAUAUUUUCUCACCUUCUUUUUUCUCUUUUUCCUUUAUCUUUUCUUUCUUUCUUUUUCUCUUUAUUUUUCUCUAUUUCCUUCAUAUUUUCUCUCUUUCCUUUUCACUCCUUCCAUUUCCAUCUCUUAAUAUUUUCCCUUUUUCUCUUUUUUCUUUUCCCCCUCUUAUUACUUCUCACUUUCUUUUUCACUUUUCUUUUUUUUCUUUCAUAA
Molecule: messenger RNA, 780 nt
Organism: Acanthosepion pharaonis
Lineage: Eukaryota; Metazoa; Mollusca; Cephalopoda; Sepiida; Sepiidae
Source: the annotation of a GenBank genome assembly